GAUAGGAAUUCACAUGUUGAGUUCCCAGCCACGCACCGCAGUGCGCGCUCGCUAUAAAAGAACAACUAAACGUAAUGUUGCCACGCCGCCGCCGCCGAUAUGAUCGCCAGGCUCACUUUCCUGCUCCUCUGUGUCGCCGUCGCCAGCGGUAACCCCGCAGCGGGCAGACCGUGGCACUGGAAAUCCCCCAAGCCCCUCGUCACGCCCCUCGGCCCCGUGAAGUCCUCUCGCAUUGUGGGGGGUACUGAGGCGACCCCCAACUCGUGGCCCCACCAAGUCGCUCUCUUCAUUGACGACAUAUACUUCUGCGGCGGCUCCCUCAUCUCCGACGAGUGGGUCCUGACCGCCGCUCACUGCAUGGACGGCGCCACCUUCGUGGAGGUGGUCCUGGGGGCACACAACAUUCGGAAGUCCGAACCGUCACAGGUCACCAUGGCCAGCAAAGACUUCAUAGUGCACGAGCAUUGGAACACCUUCUUCCUGGUCAACGACAUCGCUGUGAUCAGGCUCCCCAACAAAGUUACCAUGAACGUAAACAUUAAUGCGGUCGACUUGCCUUCCACUGAAUUAUCCGAGGGCACGUAUGUUACUGCCACCGGAUGGGGCAAAACUUCGGACCAAUUCGGGGGGAUCUCUGAUGUCCUCCGUCAAGUUACUGUACCCAUCAUGAGCAACACUGUCUGCAAUUCUUACUACGGCCUUGUGGAGGACGGGCAAAUCUGCAUCGACAGCUCGGGAGGCAAGGGAACGUGCAAUGGUGACUCUGGCGGCCCUCUCAAUAGGAACGGCAAGAUCUACGGCAUCACCUCCUACGGUUCCGCGGAAGGUUGUGAGGCGGGUCACCCCGACGUGUUCACCCGCGUGUAUCGCUACCUGCAGUGGAUCGAGCACCACACUGGCGUCAAGGCCUGAGCGGCACGGAGCAGCUGGCCAGGGAGGAGGAUGUCGUGUUAGCAGGACUUGCUGCAUCACAGAUGUCGUCUUCAGUUUAUUCGUAUUGCCGCUGAUCACUGUUCUAUUCAGUCUUUACCUUGAUUUUUUUUUUUUUUUUUUUUUUUUUGUGUGUAAGACGUGUGUAAGAAGUUUUACGGUUUUAGUUUUAGAAGUGUAAUAAUUGAGAUAUCAGACACUAACACCGAGACAUAGGACUUAGUAAAAAUAAUGAACAAUGAAUAAAUUAAUAUAUAUAUAUAUAUAUAUAUAUAUAUAUAUAUAUAUAUAUAUAUAUAUAUAUAUAUAUAUAUAUAUAUAUAUAUAUAUAUAUAUAUAUAUAUAUAUAUAUAUAUAUAUAUAUAUAUAUAUAUAUAUAUAUAUAUAUAUAUAUAUAUAUAUAUAUAUGUAUCAAAGCUUCCGCUAUCGUAAAUCCACUAUCGCAAAUAGUUACACAAUAUUUGCAAUAUUCUGCCACGAAAUUUGACACCGCAAACACAAACCCCAAACAAAAAUUCUAUUAUCAAUAGCUCUCGAAUUUCUUUUCACUAUAUUUACGAUGUAAUGCUGUAGCUAGGCAUUAAAAUUUUCGAUUUUUGUUUUUUAAAGGCCUAGAGAAUAAUUUUUAUUUUUUUCAUGACCAGCAUUGACCAUACAUACGCUACUGCUAUUUCAAGUUUGGAUGCUUUGUAAUCAUACUAAUUAAUUUCUAAUAAUCUGAUAAUUAUAAUAACUCAUUUUUAACUUAUUUUUAAUGAGAAGAACCAAAGGAAGAACAUCAGUACACGACUGUCACAACUAUUUCCAUACUCAUAUGCCUUAUCUCCUUCGAAAUACUUAUUAUGAUGUUUAUAAUAAGAUCCCCUUUGAGGUUUAUGUGAAUAAGCUUUUUGUAAAAUGUGGAAAAGCAAUAACUUAAAAAGUUUUGAAGUUAA
This is a messenger RNA of Scylla paramamosain (green mud crab), 1865 nucleotides long. Its product is annotated as chymotrypsin BII-like. Bases 100 to 912 code for a protein of 270 amino acids. Lineage: Eukaryota; Metazoa; Arthropoda; Malacostraca; Decapoda; Portunidae. Gene Ontology annotation, biological process: proteolysis. The record is from RefSeq and is a predicted model, not a curated record. Gene Ontology annotation, molecular function: serine-type endopeptidase activity. The transcript has 7 exons.